AUGAGUGAACAUCGAGAAUCAUCCAAAAUACCUGUUAAGGUUAUUGACUUAUUAAGUGACACAGUUACAAAACCAGACAUCCAUAUGCGGCAAGCCAUGUUUGAAGCAGAAGUUGGAGACGAUGGCUAUCGAGAAGACCCAACCGUAAAUUUAUUGGAAAAUAAAUCAUCAACACUUUUUGGAAAAGAAGCAGCAUUAUUUCUACCAAGCGGCGUCAUGGGAAAUUUAGUUGCAAUGAUAGCUCAUAUGAACGAUCAACGAGGAUGUGAAGUGCUAGUUGGUAACAAAAGUCACAUUUUACUGUGGGAACAGAGUGGAGCUGCGCAGUUUGCAGGUUUGCAAAUGCGAGAAGUUAGAAAUUUACCAGAUGGUUCAUUAGAUAUGACAGAAUUACGUGAAAAAUUUCGGCCAUCGAAUCCACUUGAUCACGAAUCUCACACAUCAUUAGUUUGCAUAGAAAACACCCACAACUAUCUUGGUGGUGUAGUAAUUCCUCUUGAGUGGCUUGAUCAACUAGGAAAAUUUGUUAAGGAAAAAAACGUCCCUUUGCAUAUGGACGGGGCUCGAGUGUUUCACGCAGCCGUUCACUUGGGUGUCCCCGUCAGUCGAAUAGCUGAACACUGUGAUUCCGUGACGUUCUGUCUGAGCAAAGGACUCGGGGCACCUAUUGGUGCGGUUUUGGUGGGCAACAAAAUGUUUAUCGAAAGGUGCCGAAGAAUCAGAAAAUCCUUGGGUGGGUCUAUGCGCCAAUCAGGUAUCGUGGCCGCAGCUGGGGUGUACGCAUUAGAUAACUGCGUGGAAAGACUGGCCGUGGAUCACUGGCACGCCAAGAAAAUUGGACAUGCUAUCGAUCAAAUGGCCAGUCCUGACGUGUCUGUUAACCUGGAGAAAAUCGAUACCAAUAUAUUAAUUAUAAAGUUAAAUAAUUCGGAGAUCAAAUCAGCUGACCUCUACAACAUGCUGUUGAAGGUAGACAACGAGAGUGAUGAUAAUCUGCACAAAGUAAAUUUAACGUCUGUUCGAAUUUCAUAUUUAUACGAAGGAUGUGUGAGAUUGGUUUUGCACAAGGACAUUUCCGAGGAAGACGUGGAUAUGGCUAUUGAAAAGAUAAAAUAUGUAAUUGGAAAAAUCAGUUCAUUCAAUUAA
This is a messenger RNA of Macrosiphum euphorbiae (potato aphid), 1146 nucleotides long. The record is from the annotation of a GenBank genome assembly. Lineage: Eukaryota; Metazoa; Arthropoda; Insecta; Hemiptera; Aphididae.